CAACAGCAAAACCAAAAUCAAAAUCCUCUGUUUUUGCUCUGUUUUGUUGGAACUUGGAACCCCCAAAUGACCAACCAGAAGCCCGCUGUUCCGGACGCCAAAUCGCGUAUCGGCGUGGCCUUCACUGUCGCCCACCUCGCCGGCCUCAUGGCCAACAUGUCUCGGAAGAAGCUUUUGAAGAGAAGCGAAAAUGGCAAUGGCAAUGGCAGAGGCAGAGCCAUUGCCUGCUCUGUUGAUUCCAUGAGGGCUUCUUCCCCGACUCGUCUCAACUCUCCCAUUUCUCUCCCCCAAUCCAAACCCUCUUGGAUCCUCCAGCUUCCGUCUGCACUCAACAUGUUCGACCAAAUUACAACCGCCUCCAAAGGCAAACAAAUAGUCAUGUUUUUGGACUACGAUGGCACUCUUUCCCCAAUCGUCGAAGAUCCCGAUCGAGCAUUCAUCACUAAUGAGAUGAGAGCAGCUGUAAGAAAUGUUGCGUCAUGUUUUCCAACCGCCAUAGUCAGCGGAAGGUGUAGAGACAAGGUUUAUGAUUUCGUAAAAUUAGCAGAAUUGUUCUAUGCAGGGAGCCAUGGCAUGGACAUACAAGGCCCAACACAAGGCCAUAAAGGAAAUGAAGCAGUGCUUUUCCAACCGGCAAGUGAGCUGCUACCCAUGAUUGACGAGGUACAUAAAACUUUGUCAGAUAUAACAAAGUCGAUUACAGGAGCUAAAGUGGAAAACAACAAGUUCUGUCUAUCUGUUCAUUUUCGCUGCGUCGAUGAAAAAAGAUGGGGUGCAUUAGCCGACCAAGUUGAAUCCGUGGUUAAUCAGUAUCCCGAAUUGAUCCUCACUAUCGGAAGAAAGGUGUUAGAGAUUCGUCCUGCCAUCAAAUGGGACAAGGGCAAAGCUCUCGAAUUCUUGCUCGAGUCCUUAGGGUUUGCAAAUUCUAGUGAUGUUCUGCCUGUUUAUAUUGGCGACGAUCGAACCGACGAGGACGCAUUCAAGGUUUUGCAGAGCAAAGGAUUAGGGUUUGGAAUCCUUGUCUCAAAGUUCCCAAAAGAAACUUCUGCUUCUUAUUCAUUGCAAGAACCAUCCGAGGUGGAGGAGUUUCUAUGCCGUCUGGUAGAGUGGAAAAGAUCAAUGGGAUUAACAAAAUAGGAAGAAAGAAGAGAGUGAUUUAAGGAUUUUAAUUCACUCAAAGAGUGGAUUAUAUUUUAUUUUUCAAAUUAAUUCUCUAUUUUAUGUUUAUGUAAUUUUAUGCCCAUUAUUAAAUAUCAAUGCCUAAUUUUUAUGAGAGACAA
Messenger RNA from Momordica charantia (bitter melon), 1280 nucleotides. RefSeq names its product putative trehalose-phosphate phosphatase D. Gene Ontology annotation, biological process: trehalose biosynthetic process. The record is from RefSeq and is a predicted model, not a curated record. NCBI's taxonomy places the organism in Eukaryota, Viridiplantae, Streptophyta, Magnoliopsida, Cucurbitales, Cucurbitaceae. Gene Ontology annotation, molecular function: trehalose-phosphatase activity.